This is a messenger RNA of Echinococcus granulosus, 519 nucleotides long. RefSeq lists its product as hypothetical. The transcript has 6 exons. Bases 1 to 519 code for a protein of 172 amino acids. The record is from RefSeq and is a predicted model, not a curated record. NCBI's taxonomy places the organism in Eukaryota, Metazoa, Platyhelminthes, Cestoda, Cyclophyllidea, Taeniidae.
AUGGUACGGCCACGAGCUAGCAUCUGGCCGCCCAUAUACGACAUUUUUUACCACAUGCACGAAUUCCAUGCAUCAUUAUCACCACAACGCACACUUCGCGAGCGCUCUAGCAAGAGGCGUCCGCGGUCUGAUCUAAUUGCCUCCAUUGCUCGUGGCGGCACUCAUCCCCAGUACUACUGGUACUACUGCUUGUCCGUAUGGUCGGUUGCUCACUUGGCUCGCAAAGAAAGUAGUGCUAUCAAACUGGGUAAAUCCGAUGUUUUUCUAUUCCUCGACGCUGACUACGAGUUCAACGCAAAGAUUCUCCUCAAUCAUGGCGCAAAGUGCCACAAGUUGGCUAUUACCCCGCAAAAGGUGCCGUGGGCCCGCCUGCCACCUCGCGUAUGGGACACCGCCUCCCUCAUCAGGGCCGAGGUGCUUCCUGAGCUGGUGGACGAUGCCUUCCUCGGCUUUGCCGUUGCUAAGUUUCCUUUACUUCUGGACAAUGCGAAGCAGUUUUUUUAUAAUUCGAGUCUGUAG